UUGUUGAUCUAGAAUAAAACCCUAAUAUUUUCUCAAAAUCCAGGCUGAAUGGGGAUGAGAAAGAUGGGCAUUAAUCAUAUACCGGAAGAACUAAUCUUCACAAUACUCUCAUUGUUGCCUGCAAAAUCACUGCUCCUGUGCACCGCAGUCUGCAAACUGUGGCAAUCCAUUAUAUCAAACCCAAAAUUCAUCAACACUCAUCUCGCCAAUUCCCAGAAAAAACAAACCCGUUUCUCGGUACUUACCACACGUGAAGGAUUCCCCCACUACUCCAAAGAAGAAGAAGAAGAAGAAGAAUCCGUUAUUAUCCUCAAACUGCCACCACGAUCACAUUUUCCUGGUUCGACUUGUUCUGUCGGCUCUUGUAAUGGUCUUCUUUGUCUUUCUAAUUCACUUGCUGCUAUUAUACAUGUAUGGAAUCCGUCCACGAAGCGGUUGAAGAUGAUUCCUCCUCCUCCAAAGCUAAUUCGCGUGUAUCAAUAUUAUAAGUCGCGGUUGGAUUUUGAUCCACAUUUUAGUUUUGGGUUCGGUUAUGAUUCCAUUUGUAAUGAUUACAAGAUUCUUAUAGUCCUUGGGUAUUCGCAUCAAUUAGUAGAGGCGAUUUUGUAUUCCUCCAAUGCCGAUUCUUGGAAAGAGAUUGAGGUUCCUAAAACUGUAAUAAAUACAAUGCUCUGUAAUUUACCCAAAUGUGUUCAACUUAAGGAUGACGGGGUAUUGUACAUAGAUGGUCGCCUUGUAUUACUCUCCUUCGAUUUGCAUAAUGAGGUGUUUGGAGUGAAACCUUAUCCAUUGCACCAUAUAGCAAAGUCGAAUGCUUUGAAAUUUGGUGAUUCUGUUGCAAUGAUCUUCGAGUCCAGUGGCGAUGGAUCAGUCAGUUUAUGGACACUUGAUGAUGUUUGUGGGUCCUGGACCAAAAAGUUGAAUCUUGAUGGGGCCGCUGAUUGGAAGAGAGUUCGGGUACCUCUUAUUUUGGGCGUCGGGCAGAUUGUCAUGAGAGAACAUGUUGGUGGCUACUUUCAUGACUUCUAUCUUUAUGAUUAUAAAAAGAAAAACACCAAGAAGAUUCUUUCUGGAGAGACUAGUCAUGUACAGCGUACAGUACUUGAUGAAUACACCGAUAGCCUCGUCUAUUUGGAAGGAUUCCAGAAUGAGGCUGAAUUCGAAUAGUUAAUCACCUUCUUUUUGGAAGGUCUGGACUGAUGACGACUGGUGUUGAAGCUGAAUUUUUUCUUCAGCGACUAUACGAGAUGCAUGCAUAGUUUAAUUUUGUUUUAUAUCAUCGUAAUAAAGUGA
This is a messenger RNA of Daucus carota subsp. sativus, 1293 nucleotides long. Its product is annotated as F-box/kelch-repeat protein At3g23880-like. NCBI's taxonomy places the organism in Eukaryota, Viridiplantae, Streptophyta, Magnoliopsida, Apiales, Apiaceae. Gene Ontology annotation, molecular function: protein binding. The transcript has a single exon. The record is from RefSeq and is a predicted model, not a curated record. Bases 49 to 1167 code for a protein of 372 amino acids.